Molecule: messenger RNA, 3202 nt
Organism: Eriocheir sinensis (Chinese mitten crab)
Lineage: Eukaryota; Metazoa; Arthropoda; Malacostraca; Decapoda; Varunidae
Product: succinate--CoA ligase [ADP-forming] subunit beta, mitochondrial-like
Exons: 9
Coding region: 94-1449 (451 amino acids)
Biological process (GO): tricarboxylic acid cycle; succinyl-CoA metabolic process
Cellular component (GO): mitochondrion; succinate-CoA ligase complex
Molecular function (GO): ATP binding; metal ion binding; succinate-CoA ligase (ADP-forming) activity
Source: RefSeq, a predicted model, not a curated record
AAGAAGAAGAAGAAUAGGAAGAAGAUCAAAAGAAGAAGAAGAAGAAGAAAACCCCGGCUGGCUGCGGCUCACUCAGCUGAUCGCGAAACAAACAUGGCGUCGUCGCUGUACCGGGCUGCCCUAUCUGCCGAGAGACUUUUGGCCAGGAAGGGUCCGCAGGUAGUGGGAUGUGCAGCUUGGGGUGGGCCACUUGGAGGUCAGCAGCAGCGCCGCAGCCUCAAUGUUCAUGAACAUGUCAGCUUCACAUUGCUGCGUCGUGCUGGCAUCCCUGUGCCAGGCUUUGGUGUUGCACACACUCAAGAGGAAGCAGUGGAAAUUGCCAACCAGUUGGACUCAACUGAUGUUGUGGUAAAGGCACAGGUGCUGACUGGUGGCCGUGGUAAAGGAAACUUCAAGGGCGGCUUUAAGGGCGGCGUUAAGUUGGUCUAUUCGGCAGAGGAGGCAGGUGAAGUGGCUUCCAAAAUGAUUGGUGACAUGCUGGUGACGAAGCAGACUGGAGAGAAGGGUGUUCCCUGUAACAAAGUUAUGGUGUGUGAGCGAAAGUUUCCCCGUCGGGAAUUUUACCUGGCCAUCAUGAUGGAGCGAUCUUAUGGUGGACCUGUCAUCAUUGCAUCAGCACAAGGAGGCAUCAACAUUGAGGAAGUGGCUGAAGAGAGCCCAGAAGCAAUCAUCAAAGUCCCCAUCGAUAUUUCUGAAGGAGUUACAGAUGAGAAAGCAGAGAUUCUGGCAAAGCAGCUUGGCUUGGAAUCUCGCCUAGAAGAAACAGUAUCAGUGGUAAAGGCAUUGUAUGCAGCCUUCAUCAGCAAUGAUGCAUCAAUGAUCGAGAUCAAUCCCUAUGCUGAAGACACUUAUGGAAAAAUGUAUGCCCUGGAUGCUAAGAUGCGGUUUGAUGACAAUGCUGAGUUCCGUCAGAAAGAAAUAUUUGAUGAACGUGAUUGGUCACAAGAAGAUGCAAAAGAAGUAGAAGCCUCCAGGUAUAACCUGAACUACAUUGCUCUGGAUGGUAACAUUGGGUGCCUUGUAAAUGGUGCUGGCUUGGCUAUGGCCACCAUGGACAUUAUCAAACUACAUGGGGGCUCACCAGCCAACUUCCUUGAUGUAGGUGGAGGAGCUACAGCAGAGCAGGUCAAGGAGGCUUUCAAGAUCAUUACAGCAGAUCCCAAGGUACAUGCCAUUAUGGUUAACAUCUUUGGAGGUAUCAUGCGCUGUGACGUCAUCGCCCAGGGUGUCAUAGCAGCUGCUGAAGAGCUUUCACUCAGGAUCCCCAUUGUAGUACGCCUCCAGGGAACAAAUGUUGAUGAUGCAAAGGCCCUCAUUGCAAUGUCCAACCUAAGAAUUCUUCCUUGCGACAACCUUGAUGAUGCAGCAAAGAUGGCUGUGAAACUCUCCAACAUCAUCACUCUCGCCAAAGCAGCCAAUGUUGAUGUCAAGUUUGAGUUGCCAGUUUAGAUGGGGCAUGUAAACAAACUAAUGUACAGAGCUAGUAAAACUUGUCAGUUUUUUUAUUCUUUAAUUUGUUGCUGACGAAGAAAAGUAGAUUAUAUUGUAACAAAUGUUUUUGUUUAUUUUGUACAGUAAAAAUUACCAUAACAAAGAACUGCUGAAGUGUACAUUUCAGUAUAGCAGGGUUGGCAGUUUAAACCAACUAAUAAAACAAUUUUUUUUCUUUUGUGUGUAUCUUUGUUAGUUUCAUCAGUAUUGUGGUUUUAACUAUAUGUAAGAUUUUAAUUAUGUACAACAGGGUUGGCGGUUUAAUCCAGGGGUUUCAAACUCAAAACCCUUGGAGGGCCAAUUCAUACUCUGAAUGUUAUAUGCAUUUGCUCAGUAAGUUUCAGAAAACAAUAAGUUUGAAUAAGUAUUGUACUACAUUUGAAUUUACACAUAAUUUAGCUACCAGUAUUUUUCUGUAUGCAUUGUUGGAAAGGAUUUUUUUUAAACAAUUUAUCUGCUGUUUAGUGAAGUGACAAAUAUAAUAUAUUAUAUUAUAAUAUAUAUAUAUAUAUAUAUAUAUAUAUAUAUAUAUAUAUAUAUAUAUAUAUAUAUAUAUAUAUAUAUAUAUAUAUAUAUAUAUAUAUAUAUAUAUAUAUAUAUAUAUAUAUAUAUAUACCACUUCACUAAACAGCUGUUUUUGUAGCAUGCAACUGGAAAAUUAGAAGGUCAUUCAUGUUUUACUACUAUUUAACAUUGCAAUUAAAAAGCAUGUUAGAGAAGCUGCAUUUUGCCUCUUUUACAGUUGUAUGAAGAUCAAAUGAAUAUUUUGCUAAAUCCAUCUCUAAAUCUAUCUAUAAUUCCUUUUCAAACUCAUAUAUGCAUAUACAGAUAGAAUUACUGGAAUAAACAUACUGAAAAGCAAAAAAAACAUGGUUUAAACCAAAAAUAACAUGGUUUUUGCCAACCCUGCAGUAUAGCACUAGUAUUUAUACAUCAGAAAAAUCAUCUCAAUAAAACUGCUUAAAAACAUAGCUUGUAAUCCCAUUUAAUGGGAAGUUGCCAUGUAAAAUAAUAUAUUAUAAUAGUUAAUUUACAACAGACUAUCAAUGAGAAGCUGAAUUCUUUAGUCAUCUCAGUGCUAUAUUAAUAUCACAAAGAAACCCAGGAAAACACUUGGUUUCCAAAUUUUCUGAUUCUUCAUCACAAAUCCAUGCAUUGAUUACUUGCUGCUGCUCACUAUGAGUAAGGACCUUUAACUGAUCCAUAUUUUCAGGUGUUAUACUGCCUCUCCACAUGUGCAGACCUUAAAAUGUUGAUCAGCUAAAAAUUACUCGGUGGUCCAUGAGCAUUAUAUAUAUAUAUAUAUAUAUAUAUAUAUAUAUAUAUAUAUAUAUAUAUAUAUAUAUAUAUAUAUAUAUAUAUAUAUAUAUAUAUAUAUAUAUAUAUAUAUAUAAAAAAGUCACUGCAUGGAAACUUGAGGUCCUGUUACUUAUGCAUAUUUGUUGGAUAUAUUUAUUUAAAACAACACUUGGAGGACAGCAGUCAGCAAACAAUUUCUCAAAAGAUAUGUAUGUUGGCUGGCAAAUAAGUAAAUGUGCUUGGGUGAGAAGACCUCAAGGGAGUAAAAAAUUAACCAUUGAAUUGGUAUUAGAAUCUUUUAGUGUGUUUGUGUGUGUGAGGUUCAUGCUGAGAAAUCAACCAUAAAUCUAAAGUGUCUCUGUAUAUAUGUUUUCAUUAAUGUAUAAAAAAUAAUUACAAUGUGUUUAAGUGA